UGUUGUUUUACACUGAGCUCAGUGAGGAGAACAUGCAGACUGACUCUCACUGAGACCUGAACCAGGACCUGAACCAGGACCUGAACCAGGACCAGGACCAGGACCAGGACCAGGACCAGGACCAGGACCUGAACCAGGACCAGGACCUGAACCAGGACCAGGACAUGGAUCAGAGGAGCAGCAUGGUGAAGUCUGCUUCAGCACAUGCAGGCCUGCAGGAGCAUCAGUCUGACGGUGUCCACAGGAAGUCGUCUCCGGUGUCCAGCUUCGUCCCUCAGCCCGACUACGAGGACGGAGACGAGGACAACGACCUCAUCAAACCCAAAAAACUGAUCAACCCUGUCGUCUCCUCGAAGAGUCACCAGGAGCUUCACAGAGAGCUUCUGAGCAGCUGCAGACGAUCUGGCGUCACCGUGGAAACGAAGCCAGAGCUGCAGAGGGUCCUGGAGUCCAGGAAGAGAGAUCAGCUGAUCAAACAGAGGAAGCAGGAAGAGGAAGCUCGCAGGAAGAUUUCUCCUUUAGAGGCCGAACUGAGGAAGAGGCACCAGAAACUAGACGAGUUGGAGAAACAACAGGAGCUGCAGCAUGAAGAAUACCUGAAAGCUCCGGAGUUCAUUAAAGUGAAAGACAACCUGAGACGGACGUCUGUCCAAAGCAGAGACGAGAACGAAGUGUAAAGACACGCUGAGGACACGCUGAGGACAUGAUGAGGACACGAUGAGGACAUGAUGAAGACACGCUGAGGACAUGAUGAGGACAUGUGAGGACACAUCAGCUGACCUGUCCCAGCUGGUGGACAUCAGUUGCCGUGGAAACACAGCAAUCAUUCACACAGAUGUUAUUAAAGAGUUAUAAUUAUUAUAAUUAUAAUAAAAGUUAUAAUUUAAUAAGUUACACAAAGCUGAGUCAUAAUAAUAUUAAUAUAAAGAUUCAUCCUCAGAGUUAUGAGUCCGGAUCUCAACAGAUUAAAUAACACUUUAAUUUAAUCAGAUUUUAACAGAUCGAAGUCACGACGAUUAUAAAUGAUGUCAUAAUUAUAAAUGAUGUCAUAAUUAUAAAUGAUGUCAUAAUUAUAAAUGAUGUCAUAAUGAUGAGCAACAGAUGCUAACGACUCAUAACUGUGAUGAAGAAUGAUGUCAUCAUUAUGAGCGGUUAUAUAUUUGUCCUUUAAUAAAAUGUUGAGUCCUCGAACGUUUUAUUAAACUCUCGAUUCCUGAAAAGUUUUUGUCAGAUUUGUUUUUAAUGUUUUAUGUUUUAAUGUUUUAUGUUUUAAUGAUAAAUAAAUGAGCUGACUCUGCUAUAAAUAAACAUUAAAGGUUAAUUCAGAAGUUUCUUUUAUAAUUAUGUAAAAACACAUUUUUAUGGUGUUUAUGUGAAGUUUAUUUUUUUAUGGUAAUUAAUAAUUAACAGCUUUUCAUGUUUUACAGCAGGAAGUAUAUUUUUAUAUUUUUGAUGUAAAAGGAAAGUUUAUUAUAAUUACAACAAACUUAUCUGAUUAUUAAUGACUUUUAAUUUAGAAACUGUUUUAAUGUUGAGGAUUCAGAGCUGAAGGUUAGCUUCAUCUCAUCUUUAACAUCAGUGUUAAGUUUUAAUCACAUUCAGACUCUGAUGAAUGUGAAUCCUGUAAAUAUGAGAUUAAAAGAUAAUAAUGAACAAAUUACCAAAUCUAUAUUUUGAGAUAAUUUGUUUUAAUGUGUAAAUCUUACUUAUUAUAUAUGGAAUAGUAAUUAUGUGAAAAAUGAAUAUCAUUAUUAUAAACACUGGAUUUAAAAUAAAAAUAACUGUAAAUGAAAUUAUGAUCGAGUCAGUUUUUAUUUUUAAUAUAAUCUUAUUGUGAUUAUGGCAGAAGUCAUAAAACUUGCUGCUGUAAUGAGAGAAAAUAAAUAAACUUAUAUUUAAUAUAAUUUGUGUCUAAAACUGAAAAUGAAAAGACAAAAUCAGUUUAUUCAGAACAGAAUCAAAGUGUUUGAUGUUUUA
Messenger RNA from Scomber japonicus (chub mackerel), 1977 nucleotides. RefSeq names its product protein FAM107B. Gene Ontology annotation, biological process: regulation of actin cytoskeleton organization; actin filament bundle assembly; actin filament polymerization. The record is from RefSeq and is a predicted model, not a curated record. The transcript is spliced from 6 exons. Gene Ontology annotation, cellular component: stress fiber; neuron projection; synapse. Bases 165 to 677 code for a protein of 170 amino acids. NCBI's taxonomy places the organism in Eukaryota, Metazoa, Chordata, Actinopteri, Scombriformes, Scombridae.